AUGCCGGGGGAGCGGCGUCAACGAGGGCGAAAAGGGAUCGCGCGGCGGAUACGAGGGAUUGAGCCCCGAGUUCCACGGCUGUCGGGGGAGUGCGGCGCGUAUGAGGCCGCCAGAUCGGGCGAGGCCGAUACCCCCGAGGUCGUCACGACCGAAGCCAGCGCGGGCGACUCGCCCGUCUGCGAGGUGGCCGGCGGCGUCAACAGACUGCUCACGCUGGGAGUCGGGGGCGGAUGGGAGGUGGAUGGCGUCGGAUACUUGACCGAGGCGGCGGCGCUGCCCAAGAAAUUGGGGGCCGGCAGCUCAAAGCUGGGCAGCGACGGGGCGGCGGAUCGACGCGAGUUCAACGGCGGCGGCGGCGGGUUCAGGGCAUCCAGGGCCGACCCCAUGCCCGGCGGAGGAGGGGGAACCGCAAGGGCAGCCAGGUUGGCGACCGUCUCACGCGAAAAGCCGAGCGGCGGCGGAGGAAAGAGAUCAACGGCGUCGACGGACGACGGGUGGGCGGAAUGA
Aspergillus terreus NIH2624 is the source of this 507-nucleotide messenger RNA. RefSeq lists its product as uncharacterized. The coding region runs from base 1 to 507 and encodes 168 amino acids. The transcript is spliced from 2 exons. Lineage: Eukaryota; Fungi; Ascomycota; Eurotiomycetes; Eurotiales; Aspergillaceae. The record is from RefSeq and is a predicted model, not a curated record.